Staurois parvus is the source of this 388-nucleotide messenger RNA. NCBI's taxonomy places the organism in Eukaryota, Metazoa, Chordata, Amphibia, Anura, Ranidae. The record is from the annotation of a GenBank genome assembly.
GUGUCCUUUGCCCGUCCAAGCUCAGAAAAUAUUAAGGAUGCAAAUUUAUAUAUCAGUGGACUCCCAAGGACAAUGACGCAGAAAGAUGUUGAAGAUAUGUUUUCAGGGUUUGGGCGUAUUAUCAAUUCUCGUGUCCUUGUUGAUCAGGCUACAGGUUUAUCUCGUGGAGUUGCAUUUAUAAGGUUUGACAAACGAUCAGAAGCAGAAGAGGCAAUUGCAAGCUUCAACGGCCACAAACCACCAGGUGCAUCGGAACCCAUAACAGUGAAGUUUGCUGCUAAUCCAAACCAGAACAAGAACAUGGCACUACUCUCCCAGCUCUGUCACUCUCCAGCACGGCGAUUUGGAGGACCAGUUCAUCAUCAAGCUCAGAGAUUUAGGUAAACCA